GAUGUUGGUGCUUAACUGUUCCACAAAACUGCAGAUUCUAGAACAAAUGUUAAAGAAGAAUUUUCCUGAAUCCCUCAAGGUUUAUGGAGCAGUGUUGAAUAUAAACAGGGGAAAUCCAUUCAAAAAGGAAGUGGUUGUGGAUUCAUGGCCAGAAUUUAAAGCUGUGAUUACUCGCCGACAAAAAGAGGUAAAAUGUGAUGCCCUAGACUACUUUACAAAUGCCUGUGCUGUCUUCUACAAAAAUCUGGAUGCUUACCAGGCAUUGUUGGAGAACCCAAAAACUAUAAACUGGGAGCAAGCCUUCCAGAUACAAGGUUUACAGGAUGGCUUAUACAAAACUUCCAAGAUUGUUGCUGAUGCCAAGCAUGUAAAUUUGAAGUUGUCUUCUUUCAAAAUGGUAAUCUACCCAGAACCAGAUGCACUUCCAGAUGUUCAACUUCCGUUAGUUCCUGCACCAAAACUUACUUCCCUUGAUGCAUCUCAUGCAAGUCUGCUGAAUAACACCUGGUCCCGAGGAGGAAGUGAUCAAUGCCAGAAAUACCUCAUCAACCUCAUUUGCUGUUUCCCCAGCAUGUGCAUUUUGGAUGAACAUGGAUGCCCCAUCUCCUGGGGUCUGACAGACCAAUUUGCUACUAUGAUCCAUGGCUACACUUUGCCCAAGCAUCGUAGGAAAGGGUACAGCCGUCUCAUUGCAACAAAUCUAGCUAAGAUGUUACACAGCAAGGGGUUUCCAGCUCAAGGAAAUGUUCUGGAGGAUAACUUACCAUCAUUAACUCUGCUAAAAAGCAUGAAUGCCAGAUUAUUACCUUGUCAGUUUGUCAGACUUAUCCACACCCCUUUCUGCCUUUUAGCUAAACCUGAGUGAACUUGGUGGAUUUAAAAAAAAAAAAUCUAUGAUGAUAGCUACCUAAUUUGAGGUAUUUGAGGUACCUUGUAUUUGAUGUUAUACACGUAUGAACAUGUUAUGAUAUAUUUAGACAUAACCUUGAAGUCCAUUUAUGAAACGGCAAUGCUAUUCCAUAUUAAAGUUAAUGCGAGUUUUAAAGGAACAACAGUUGUUUUCAAGCUUAGACAGAAGACUGAGAAGAGAUAUUUAACAAAUAAUAAAAUAAUGUUCAAUUGGAAGCACUUAUUGAUAAUUGUUUUCAUAGAAUGCAAAGACUUUUUAAAUUCUCCAACUCAAAUCAUUCAAUCUUCUCCAUAUUACUUUCCAAACCCAUUGAAUCUUGUAUAUUCUUUGAUUCUUGUAUAUCCUUUGAAUCUACAUAGAUGUGAUGAAAAAUAAAAAGGAGGUGGAUUCCCAAGAGAGAAAGGGUGCAUUGCAGAGGAGUAAGAGGCAACUCAGUUCAGAUUCUACGUAUGUGAGAAAUAGGGUGAAGACAGCCCUUCCCUUUGCAGCGUAUAUCGUAUACAGAUAGCAGAGUGCUCUGUCUGGCAAGAUUUUGUGUAGAUCAUUACAAUUUAGGUUUUGAACAACAUAUGAAAAC
Molecule: messenger RNA, 1487 nt
Organism: Thamnophis elegans (Western terrestrial garter snake)
Lineage: Eukaryota; Metazoa; Chordata; Lepidosauria; Squamata; Natricidae
Gene: GLYATL3
Product: glycine-N-acyltransferase like 3
Exons: 5
Coding region: 2-865 (287 amino acids)
Cellular component (GO): mitochondrion
Molecular function (GO): glycine N-acyltransferase activity
Source: RefSeq, a predicted model, not a curated record